UCUCGACACGUUUGUUAUCUCUCUUGUCUUUAUUAGCUCUCUGAGUCGUCGACACUCGGUUAAGUCGGAUCAAGAAGACCAAGGAUAGAAAGUUUUAAUUAACUAUUAUCUUACCUUCACAGCUCUUCCAAAUCUAGCCUAAGAAUACGAAGUUCCUUUUUUCCGCCCCCGUUUACUGAUUGUCUCAUCCUGUCCGUGCUUCAAGGAAGAACCAAUAACAUCCUCAUCGUUCUUGAUUAUCCACCACGGAACACCCACCUCUCUCUACCCAUCCAAUUACUCGCAGACCUUGGCUAUCCCAUCUAUUUUUUAAUCUCUCUUUACUGAUUACUCCCAUUCACUUUGAUCCUACCCUGUUCAAAUUUUCUUCCUUUCUUCAAGAACAAGUUUCAACUCUGCAUUCUACGUUGCAGAAACCAGGGGAAAGCAAUGGCUACCAACCGAGACAGGGAGAAUGAAAAUUCAGAAAAGCCGCUCAUCGUGCAGCAAAAGGAUGAUAAAGAGCUUGAGAUCCACAGUGAUGGGAUGUGGAUGGUUUAUCUCAGCACAUUUGUUUCUGUCUUUGGCUCUUUUGAAUUUGGCUCAUCCGUGGGAUAUUCAGCACCUACCCAGUUUGGUAUGAUGGAGGAUAUUGGCUUAUCUAUAGCUGAGUACUCAGUUUUCGGAUCUAUAAUAAACAUUGGCGCAAUGAUCGGUGCCAUUACAAGUGGUCGUAUUGCUGAUUUCUCUGGUCGGAAAGGGGCAAUGAGGAUCUCAUCUACAAUAUGCAUGGUAGGAUGGCUUGCAAUCUUUUUUGCUAAGGGAGCCAUAUUGCUCGAUCUUGGAAGAUUUUUAACAGGAUAUGGCAUUGGAAUUCUUUCAUAUGUGGUCCCAGUAUAUAUAUCUGAAAUUGCUCCUAAAAGCCUUCGGGGAGCGUUAGCAACGUUAAACCAGCUUUUGAUAGUAGUUGGGAUAUCUGUUGCAUUCACUGUGGGAGCAUUUGUAAAUUGGCGGAUACUGGCUCUAACGGGAAUUGUUCCAUCUCUUAUUCUACUUGUUGGCCUCUGUUUCAUCCCAGAGUCCCCUAGAUGGCUGGCAAAGGUUGGCUAUCAGAGAGAGUUUGAAGCUUCACUCAGAGUACUUCGUGGAAAGAAUGCUAAUAUUUCUCAAGAGGAGGCAGAAAUCCAGGAUUACAUAGAGUCUCUUCAACAAUUUCCAAAAGUCACAGUAAUCGAUCUGUUUCAUAAAAAAUAUAUUCGUUCAGUGAUUGUUGGAGUUGGAUUAAUGGUGUUUCAACAACUUGGUGGAAUUAAUGGAAUAGUUUUCUAUGCAAGCCAAAUUUUUGCUUCUGCAGGAUUUCCUCCCAAUGUUGGAAACAUACUUUAUGCUGUUCUUCAGGUUGUGGUGACUGCGAUUGGUGCAACUUUAAUUGACAGAGCCGGAAGAAGACCUCUUCUGAUGAUUUCUGCAUCAGGAUUGCUUGCAGGCUCCUUAUUGAUUGCAAUGUCCUUCUAUUUUAAGACCUUCCAAUAUUUUCCCGGCGCGGUUCCUAUACUUGCAUUCACUGGUGUCAUGGUAUACAUAGGCUCCUUCUCAGUGGGCAUGGGGGCAGUUCCUUGGGUUGUAAUGUCAGAGGUAUUCCCGAUAAAUAUAAAAGGAAUUGCUGGAAGUCUAGUGACCCUGGUGAACUGGCUUGGGUCCUGGGUGACCUCCUAUACUUUCAAUCUUCUUGUGACCUGGAGCUCUUAUGGUACAUUCUUCAUGUAUGCUGCCAUUUGUGCUUUGGCUAUUGUAUUCAUCUACAAGGUAGUACCAGAGACGAAGGGGCGAACGCUUGAAGAAAUCCAGUCUUCCAUGAACUCUUGAAGAGAAACAAAGAGGUUGAAGCCGAGUAAAGGAAUGCUUGCUAGAGAAGUAGUUAAUCUAAUUUUCUGUUUUUAGAUCUAGUAAAGAGGUUCUAGAACCUAACAACACCAUGCGUGGGGAUCUAAUAAAUAACCCUGAGUGGGUAGUUCAGUUGGCAAGGAUCAACAUAUCACAAUUGAGAGGUCAUGAGUGAGCUCAACUCUCAUUGGGGCCUAUCCAAAAAAUAGGCUCUAUUGAGAGGGAAGGGGGCAACUUUUUGGCACAAGGUGAAUUUCAGAAAACUCAAACUUAGGCCUUGGCAACAAUUUUGUGAGGAAUGGAUACCAAUGGAACUAGCUAUAUCUAUCCAUUAAUGGAAAAUUUAGGUGUCUUUCUUAUUCAA
This is a messenger RNA of Macadamia integrifolia, 2227 nucleotides long. RefSeq names its product sugar transporter ERD6-like 7. Bases 430 to 1845 code for a protein of 471 amino acids. The transcript is spliced from 19 exons. Lineage: Eukaryota; Viridiplantae; Streptophyta; Magnoliopsida; Proteales; Proteaceae. Gene Ontology annotation, cellular component: membrane. Gene Ontology annotation, biological process: carbohydrate transport; transmembrane transport. The record is from RefSeq and is a predicted model, not a curated record. Gene Ontology annotation, molecular function: sugar transmembrane transporter activity.